AUGGGGCUGUGCGGGGCCACCCUGGCCCUGGGGCCCGGCCAGCUGCUCCUGCUCCUGACCUUCAAGGCCCUGGCGGCCCAGACGGCCGACACCUGCCCAGGAAGGCUGGGGCUGGAGGCCGACAAGCUCACCGUCCUCCGGGGCUGCCCAGGGCUGCCCGGGGCCCAGGGGCCCAAGGGAGAGGCAGGCGCUGAUGGCAGGAACGGAGACCCAGGCCCAUCCGGAGUCCCUGGGAAGGCGGGACCCCCCGGGCCCAAAGGUAACUCACCAAAGAGCAUGGAGAGCCCGGGCAGGACUCCCCACCCCCGGGGUCAGGGAGAGAGGAGGGGCAUGUCCCGGGUGUCACAGGGGCCCCAGGAGGGGGGACAGCGAGUCCUCUGGCUGACGGGGUCUGGCAUGAGCCUGUCCUGCCCUCGCUGCUACUCCGCCUCCCGGGAGCACAGCCAGGGCCUCCCCAGGGGACAGGCUGGGCCUGGCUGGGGGACCAGCCUCCUAUGGAAGCAUCUAGAAAGGGCCUCCAUCUCCGCCUGGUGCGGAGGGACCAGGGUGGCCGUCCCACCUCUCACGGGUGUUUCCUCUCCCCCAGGAGCGUCAUGGGAAGCUGAGCGAUGUGACACAGGACCUCGGAGCUGCAGGGAGAUGCGCACCAGGGGCCACACCCUGAGCGGCUGGCACACCAUCUACCUGCCCGACUGCCAGCCGCUGACCGUGCUGUGCGACAUGGACACAGACGGCGGGGGCUGGACCGUGAUCCAGCGCAGGGUGGACGGCUCCGUGGACUUCUACCGGGACUGGGCCGCCUACAAGCAGGGCUUCGGCAGCCAGCUGGGCGAGUUCUGGCUGGGCAACGACCACAUCCACGCCCUGACCGCCCAGGGCACCAACGAGCUCCGUGUGGACCUGGUGGACUUCCAGGACACCCGCCACUUUGCCAAGUACCAGUCGUUCAGGGUGGGGAGCGAGGCUGAGAAGUACCAGCUGAUCCUGGGCGCCUUUGUCGGGGGCAAUGCCGGCGACUCCCUGACGGCCCACAACAGCUCCCUGUUCUCCACCAAGGACCAGGACAACGACGGGCACACGGGGAGCUGCGCCCAGGUCUACCAGGGCGCCUGGUGGUACUACAACUGCCACGUGUCCAACCUGAACGGGCGCUACCUCGGGGGCCCCCACGAGAGCUACGCGAAGGGCAUCAACUGGAAGUCGGGGAAGGGCCACAACUACAGCUACAAGGUGGCCGAGAUGAAGGUGCGGCCCGCCUAGUGAGGCCAGCACCUGCAGAGCCUCACCCCGCUCCCCGCUCCCACGCCCCUGUGCC
This is a messenger RNA of Myotis davidii, 1315 nucleotides long. Its product is annotated as ficolin-2-like. The coding region runs from base 1 to 1260 and encodes 419 amino acids. Lineage: Eukaryota; Metazoa; Chordata; Mammalia; Chiroptera; Vespertilionidae. The transcript has 9 exons. The record is from RefSeq and is a predicted model, not a curated record.